CAUCAAUAAUGGCGGAUUGUCUGAAUGAAAGUUUAAGGAACACAGUGUCUACAAGUAAAGUCCUGGUUGUAGGAGCUGGCGGUAUAGGCUGUGAACUGAUUAAGAAUUUAGUAUUGACCGGAUUCAAGAAUUUAGUCAUAGUUGAUUUAGACACGAUUGAUGUGAGUAACUUAAACAGGCAGUUCCUUUUUCAAAAGGACCACGUUGGGAGGCCAAAGGUUGAGGUAGCUCGUGAGAGUGCUCUUGCUUUCAACCCAACAGCAACCAUCACUGCCAUCCACGACUCAAUCCUAAACCCUGAAUACAAUAUCUCCUUUUACAAGCAGUUUGCAUUAGUAAUGAAUGCUCUAGAUAAUAAAAAGGCGCGUAAUCAUGUCAAUCGUCUUUGUUUGGCGGCUGGUAUUACACUAGUCGAGAGUGGGAGUGCUGGCUAUUUAGGGCAAGUAACAGUGAUUAGAAAGGGAGCUAGCGAAUGCUACGAAUGUCAACCCAAACCUGCUCCAAAGACCUUCCCUGGCUGCACUAUUCGCAAUACUCCAUCAGAACCUAUUCAUUGCAUUGUAUGGGCCAAACAUUUAUACAGUCAACUGUUUGGUGAGCCUGAUGCCGAUAAUGAUGUAUCGCCUGAUACUGCUUUGGAAAAUGGUGAAGUGAUGGAAGCAGAGAAUGAGGUAGUUCAGAGAGUGUCAACCAGACAAUGGGUUGAAUCCAAGGAAUACAAUCCAGAGCAAGUCUUUGAGAAAUUAUUUGUGUCCGAUAUUGAGUAUCUGCUGUCUAUGGAGAAACUCUGGCAGACAAGGCAACCACCGAUGCCACUAAAAGCUGAGAGUUUGCUAUCUAGCAGUGAUGAGAAUGAUCGAGACAUGCUACUCCCUGAUCAAAGGAUAUGGAGUGUUGCUGAGUGUGUGAAAGUAUUUAUGAAAAGUUUGCCAGUUUUGAGAGAGAGACAGCUCAAAGAAGGAGAGCUUAUUUGGGACAAAGAUGAUCACAAUGAUUUGGAUUUUGUGGUAGCAACAGCAAAUCUUCGGUGCCACACAUUUGGUAUCCAGCUAAAGAGUAAAUUUGACAUCAAGUCUAUGGCUGGCAAUAUAAUUCCUGCUAUUGCUACAACGAAUGCUGUAAUAGCUGGUCUCAUUGUAAUGGAAGCACUGAAGAUACUAGAUGGACAAUUUAAUAAAUGUAAAACGACCUAUCUUCCCAAAAACCCAAAUCCUCGAAAAAGACUCCUCGUCACUUGCCCACUUUUGAAACCAAACCCAAAGUGUUAUGUGUGUUCACCAUGCCCUGAAGCAUCAGUCAAACUAAACACCAACUCAACUACAAUAGCUACUCUUAGAGACAAAAUUAUAAUUGGUCAUUUUGGUAUGAUUGCCCCUGAUGUUGAAAUCGACGAUGGAAAAGGAACGAUUUUAAUAUCCAGUGAAGAAGGUGAAACUGAUGAUAACCUCCCAAAAUUUUUGGGUGAGUUCAAUAUUAGCGGUGCAUCAAGACUAAAAGUUGAUGACUUCCUUCAAAAUUAUCAACUCAUAUUGAACUUAUUUCAUAGUGACGAAGCUCUUAGUGAUGAAAAGGAAUUUGAAGUUAUAAGUGAUGAUAAUAUAGAUGAAGCAAGGCUUGUCAAAAGAAAGGCCGAGGAUGAUAUUGAGAGUACAAGCAAAAAGCAAAGAACAGACUAUAAUAACUCUCUCAUCCAAUAACAGUAUAACAUCAAUACUAUUCAUCACAUCAUCAUCAUCA
Amphimedon queenslandica is the source of this 1737-nucleotide messenger RNA. RefSeq names its product SUMO-activating enzyme subunit 2-like. Gene Ontology annotation, cellular component: SUMO activating enzyme complex; cytoplasm. Lineage: Eukaryota; Metazoa; Porifera; Demospongiae; Haplosclerida; Niphatidae. The record is from RefSeq and is a predicted model, not a curated record. The transcript has 17 exons. Gene Ontology annotation, molecular function: SUMO activating enzyme activity. Gene Ontology annotation, biological process: protein sumoylation. The coding region runs from base 9 to 1697 and encodes 562 amino acids.